CGCACUUCUGGUGUCUCGGGUGAGGGGGGGACGAGCAGAAAUAAGGGAAAGUAUAAAAUAUAGAAUCGUUAAGCCGGGAUCCCUCGUGAGCAGUCGGGAAUGCACGCGAGAGCUACAGUAUAACGUUCUAGCGCCUGAGAUGCACGCGCAGGAGACGAGCCGCUGCUGUGAAAUAAUUUUUUGUGUGAAGACGUGUUGCGGGCCGCCAUUUUUUUGCUGUGCUGCUUCAAAAGUCCGCUCUGACUCGAGAAAGGGAUUCAAAAACGCAUUUCCAUGACGUGUGCCUUAACGAAAGAUCAAGAAGAAAUCAAGUCAUCAUUUCGUUUCCGACCUGCGGCUACUGGCAGCCUUUUGCAAGACAUGAGGAUUUAUCAGAUGAAAAACUGAGGCCACCUUUUCCGUUCUCAUAACUGACACUGAGUGGAGGAGAUAAAUUAUUAGAAGAGAAGCCUGGUGUUUUCUCGGAAGGCGGAACGAAAAGGGGAAGCUUCAUUGAUCAUUUGUUGCUUCGGCCUCCGUCGAUGUUUGUCGUAAGUUUUUAUUUUUUCUUUUCUGUUUUGGCCGCUCAAACAAUCACUCAGCCACUGACUGCUGAACACAGGAACGACAUUAUGCUCCAAAGUUGGAUCAAGCCAGUCGCAGCCUGUCUCUGAAUACGUCAGGUUGUUUGUUUGUUUGUUUUUUUGUUUGGUUGUUAGUUUUUUUGUUUUUAAAUAAGAGGUCUCCGGAGUCUGCGGCGUUUCUGUUGAAAUCACUCGAAACCCUCACAGGGCGACGAAUGCCCUGCCCUGUGUCUUCCAAAUCCUCCAAUUUGCUGUGAUUGGCCAAUUCCAUCACGCAUACACGUUUUAACUUAUUGCCUAGUCUUUUUUUGUAAUUUUUUUCUUUUCUUUUUCCUAUCUGUAGAUUGAUAUUAACUUAUUUUUGAACAGAAAUGUCAAAUGCUCGGUUUGAUUCGUCUGAUCGGUCCGCCUGGUAUUUUGGACCCGUGUCACGACAAGAGGCACAGAAUAGGUUACAAGGACAGAGACAUGGCAUGUUUCUUGUGCGAGACUCGUCGACCUGCCCCGGCGACUACGUGCUGUCCGUAUCUGAAAACUCCAAAGUGUCUCACUAUAUCAUCAACUCAUUGCCCAGCAAGAGGUUUAAGAUAGGCGAUCAGGAAUUUGACCACCUCCCUGCUCUCCUGGACUUCUACAAAAUCCACUACCUGGAUACGACCACUCUCAUAGAGCCAGCACCCAGGUACCCAAGCUCAGUGAGUGGUGCCAUCCAGUCCAUGAGUGCCCCAGAGGAGAACCUGGAGUAUGUGCGGACUCUGUAUGACUUCACUGGCAGCGAUGCAGAGGACCUUCCCUUCAAGAAGGGGGAGAUCCUUAUCAUCUUGGAGAAGCCAGAGGAGCAGUGGUGGAGUGCCAAGAGUAAAGAGGGGCGCAUCGGGAUGAUCCCUGUGCCCUAUGUGGAGAAAGUGGUACGACCUUCACCCCACUCUGGCCAGCCCUCCCUUGGAUCUCGCAACUCCAACAGCUAUGGGAUCCCCGAGCCUUCCCACGCCCUUGUCCACGCCUAUGCUCAGCCCCAGACACCUUCACCAUUACCUCCUGGCACACCUGGAGCAGUUAUCAACCCUCUACCGUCCAUGCAGAACGGCCCCGUCAUGGCAAAGGCCAUUCAGAGACGAGUGCCGUGCGCUUAUGAUAAAACAGCUCUUGCCCUAGAGGUUGGUGAUAUUGUCAAGGUUACACGGAUGAACAUCAGCGGUCAGUGGGAGGGAGAGGUGAACGGACGGCGGGGUCUCUUCCCAUUCACCCAUGUCAAAAUCAUAGACCCCCAGAAUCCGGAUGAGAGUGACUGACCUUCGACGGGAGCCUCUCGCCAGUAUCGACGUGUACCCAAAUCUGCUGGCUGUCUCCACCUUUCCCGCCAGUGUCACCACGGUUACGUGCUUGCCUGCUUGGGGCUGUACCAUGAUAGCGACCCUUCUGUUGUUGCCAACCGUUGCAAGGCUUUCUGACUGUUUACAGCUUUGGACAUUGGAUCCAAACUAAAACCUGACCCCACUUCUCCCAGUUCCCUUUCUCGUGUCUUGGUUCCAGGCUGGGCAGUGUUUUUGCAUUAGUGUCUUUUUUAUUUCCAGAUCACUGGGCAUCAGUGUGAGUGUGUGUUUGUAUGAGUGUGUUUUGUGUGUGUGUGUGUAUGUAUGUAUGCAUAAGUGCAUGUGUGUGUGUGUGUUCACAAUAGAUAUUUACCACAUUGCAUCACAACAUGUCUGUUUUUUAUUUGAUCUCUCUGAAUAUUUGUUAUGUUUGAAGUCUUGGGGACUUUAGAAAGUGUUGGUGUGCGUUUGUUUUGUUGGCGUGAGGAUAUUAGUACGAAGUAGGGAAAAAGCAAAGUCCCUAUGGGAGAGCACUGAGGCUAUGAGGAGUUAACCAGCCAGUCAAAUGUUAUUUCUCCAAGCAAUCAAGUCACUGUUGUACCUUAACCAUCUCACAAACACACACGUUACACACACUUAUUGUCCAUAAGGUAUUCAGGUUGACACUUCUUUGGUGUGUACGUGAUGUGUGACUGGAGUCAGGAGGAAGCAGAAGAGAUGGGUUUGUGGAUGACCUUGGUUGUGACUCGAUAAUAAUCCCAUAAUCCCAUCCAACCUGGCACAAGUCUGGCUGAUGAGACUUAUUUAACUUUUGUUUUUAAGACGUGACACGGCCAUAUGUGAUUUCAUCUUCUUCUUAUUUGCGCCACAUGAUCAACAGUAGAUUUAUGUUCAUUUGUUGUUGUUUUUUUUUUUUUUUUUUUUUUUUGUGACAUGGAGAAGAUAAAUGGUUGAGGGGUAAUUUUGCAUGUCCACUUGGUACCUCUCUUUAUUGUCAUUUUUUUUUGCUAAGGAGUGCCAAGCUUUGAACAGGUUUCCAAAAGUCAAAUAGCAACGGCAGUAGCCCUGGCCAGCACUUCCCACGAGCAUCUGACUACAAGGCUAGCUAAAAACGCAGUGUGGGCACUUGGACUUAAAGGCUUUCCACUGAGGUGAGAAGCUCCGCUUUCAGUGGCGUAGGUCAGGGAAGGAGGAAAUGUCUCUGCAAGCCAAUGAGAUCCCAUUAAUGCCUUUUUAAGAGAGCAAGAUAAAUGCAUCUUUUAGUGCAUGCAAUCCCCUCUCUAAGCUUAUGUUUUUAAUGUGAUGUUACUCCUGUCAGUUUAGGAUUUCGAUCUGCUUUAUUCCUUAAAUAUUCGGUCUGUGCACAAUUUUUGACCCUUUUUAUGCAAACGGAUUCUAUCGGAGUAGUGGAAAGCAUCUUUGUUUCAUAUUGUGCUGCAACCAGUUCUGUUUGAUCAGUAGGAGCCAAGGAUUAAACAGUUGUGCAAACAGUGCCGACACCCCAGAUUUCUGCUGUAAAAAUGAGCUAUUUCGCUCACUUCCCCUCGUAGUGCUCUCUGUUCGAAUCAUCGCUCAGCCGUUCACUCAGAGUAAUAUUGUGCAGCUUUUAGUUGAAUCCCAAUUUGUUUUUGGUUUUUUGUCAGUUUGUAGUCAGCUGUUAAAUCAAGCAUUUUUUUGUUAAAAUGAGUGAUGUUUAUUAAACAAAAGUACCUAGGAUGACAUUUACAAAAGGGAAAAAUGCCUGCUGGUUGCCUCUGAGCAUGACCUCUUGGCUGGGGAAGUCUACCCGGCCAAAUGCUGCUUAAUGUCAUUUAUUUCCUUAUUAAAUAAAGAUUUCUCUUAUUUUAAUCCCUCCUGGUCUGUACAAACAAACCAGUGCGGGUUUUCCUCAUCAAACAUAAUGAAAUCUACUAAUUAAGCAAUACACCCUGAUUAGUUCCUUUCUUGACGUGAACUCGCUUUUCUCAUGCUUCUGAGUUGUUUUGUAAUGGCAUUAACAGUAUUACUGUGCUCUCUUCUCAUAUUCUAGAAAAGCCUGUCUUUUACUUAAGAAUUGAAAAUUGUGCCUUUUAUUUUCUUAUACCAUUUACAUGUGUUAAUAUUUCCCAUGGUUAACACCUGUGCUGGUAUUGACCCUUUAUGUACAGAACAAGUAAAUAAAAUUUACGUCUACUUC
Molecule: messenger RNA, 4052 nt
Organism: Toxotes jaculatrix (banded archerfish)
Lineage: Eukaryota; Metazoa; Chordata; Actinopteri; Toxotidae
Gene: crkl
Product: v-crk avian sarcoma virus CT10 oncogene homolog-like
Exons: 3
Coding region: 935-1855 (306 amino acids)
Biological process (GO): positive regulation of ERK1 and ERK2 cascade
Molecular function (GO): protein binding
Source: RefSeq, a predicted model, not a curated record